Messenger RNA from Nematocida minor, 1098 nucleotides. RefSeq lists its product as uncharacterized. Lineage: Eukaryota; Fungi; Microsporidia. The transcript has a single exon. The record is from RefSeq and is a predicted model, not a curated record. The coding region runs from base 1 to 1098 and encodes 365 amino acids.
AUGAAAGAGGUAAAACUGAAGAUAAAACUAGAAGAAAUACGAAAAGCAUGCGAACUUGCCAUACAAAGAGCAACCAUCAAAGGUGCUAGUGGAAAAGACAAUGUGGAUAUACUAAAGCGUAUAUUUGACAGGAAUAUAGAAAUUGAAGGCCCGUGCACUGAUAAAGAAAGAGAAGGCAUUGAAAACACAAUUAAAAACAAUGCAUGUCUAUACUUUACAUACAAUACAUAUGGAACAAGAAUUAUGGAUUAUGUAAGUAGUGCAUUAGAGUCCAAAGAUGAAUUAUCAAUUAGAUAUUGGUAUAUCUCUUUGUUUAAUGAAAUUAUAAAGCCAAACUUACUUAUAUACAGUCCAGAGCACGGAAUACACAUACAGGUUGACAAGAGCAGAGCGUUAGAUAAUAUAGGCAUAGCUAGUAGUAAUCCUGAUCUAAGCACUCGAGAAUACACUCUGCAGCUUGAUGAUGCAAAGCUUCUGAGCUUAGAAAGCACACUUCACGUUACUGACAAAAGCCUGGAAAGAGAGUCUCUCCUAUACAUUGCUGAGUCAAUAGCCUCAAUGAAACUGGAUGUUUUAAAAAAAUAUUCAUCAGAAAAAGCACAGUACUCUGUCAAUAGACUAUACACUAAAAAAUACGAAAAUACUUCUGUGCCAUUGGUAGACUACGGACUGAAUCUUAUCCACGAAAAGUAUCAUGAGGUCAAAGAGUUAGUUGAGGAAAUUAAAGGCUUAGAAUAUGACGAUGGUAUAUUACUAGUAGAUACAAAACUUGAAAAAAUAUUUACUAAAGAAGAAGAUGUUGAAUUAGUCCUUUCCGUCAUUAGCAAUAUAGAAAGAAUAAAAAAUGAAAAGACUACGCAAAAAGGUAUAAUUGACACAGUAGAAUACAUGGCAAACAACACAGAGCUCUUGAAAGAGAGAGAAAACGAACCGAAUACUCUGAAGAUAAACACAGACCUGAGCAAUUUUAAAGAAGACUAUAUAGUAAAGACGGGCUUAAAAAACAUAGUGUUUGAAAAAAAAGAUAAAAUAUCUAAAGAAAUAGAAGGAAAAAAAGAAAAUCUAGAAGUAAGGAAAAAAAACAUGAACAAGCAAUAA